AUGGCAUUGAAACGUCUUACCUUCUUCGGGUCUCCUCCAAUGUCACCGACAAAAAAUUCCACUAUAACUUUUAAUAAUUUCCACUCUCAUGAGAAGCUGGACGAUAAAUUACCUAAUGCCGAUGAAGUUCGUAAGGCGAUAGAUAAUUUAGAACGUCUCGUUCUAGCCGCUGACGCUUAUCGGGACAUAUUGAACAAGCUAAAUAAAGCAACGAAAACGUUUAGUAAGCUAUUAAAAGAUUAUAGUAACAGUAAAGGAAUGGAAAGCAUUCAUGUCAUGUGCCUUCAGACGACUUCCCAAUUUUACGAUAAUAGUACAGAGAUUCAAUCAAAAUUGGCUUUACAAAAGGAUUUCGAAGCUAUUCAAAAAUACUGGGAAAAAUAUUCUAAAAAAGUGGCCAAAGAUGAAAAGGCUCAUAAUGAUUAUGUUGGAGAAUUGGACAAACAAAUGAAAAAGAUGAAUAAAGAUUAUGAAAAGAAGAUAAAGAAAGAUAAAGAUAAUAAGCCCUCCAUUGAUUCUCAUAAUCAAUACAUGACAUCAUUUGCAACUCUAGGUUCGAAUAUCGGACAGGCACAAAAGGAAUAUGCCGAAAAGGUGGCGAAACGUGAAAAACGAACGCACUCGAUUAUAUCACAAAUAGUCUGUAGACUUGCUGAGGGUCAAUUUGCUUAUUUUAAUGAUUCACUGAAAAGAUGUGGACCUAGUAUAACAAAGAUGAAAGAGUGGGAACCAUUCGCAGGAGAGGACAUGCCACCACCUCAAGACUUGGAUGAUUUUCUGGAGGAACAAGCAUCCCAGUCACAAUCAGAUAAGAGUUCGAUAACUUCGGAGAAAAAAGUAAUAUCUAUUGCAUCAAUAGCGGAGAAACAGAUAGCCGCAAUGAACCUCUCACAAGAAAAUAGGUUACCGUUUAAUGAAGAACCUGAAAAUAAUAUCAUUUCAACGAGAUACGUGCAAACGCAUGAACAAAAAUCUCCAGUAAUAACGACACCUGAAACUACUAAACCGACGUAUCCUCAUCCAUUUUCUCUUUCCUUGGAUGGAAUCAAUAAUCAUGACAAGAAAAGUAAUGAAAGCACUAGUUGUUCAAGUUUAGCGACAUCAUCAGUUCCUUCAACUCCUAUAGUACAGCCGGCGCUUUCUGUCGAUAAUUCAACUCCGGCUUCUUCACCAAUACAACCUUCAAACAAUACAAAUAAUAGCCUAAAACCUUCGUCAACGUUAGAUCUAUUCUCAAGGUUUUCGAUCGGAGUUCGUGAUGAUGAUGAUCCAUUCAUACGGGAUGAGAAGGCUGUCGAAUUUCGUCCACAUGAAGUUUUCGUGGAAAGCAAAGUGGAAAAGAAUGUGUCAAGUCAAAAUCUUAGUAAUCAAUCCAUAAAUCAAGAAGAACGAUCUAUUAAGUUCCAAAAUGUAACGACUGAUGACAAGAAGGAGAAUGAAAAAGAGAAAAAAGAUAACAAAAAAAAGGAUGAAGAAAAACCCGCGAAACUGCAGGAUGAGGAAUCCGAACAGAAAGACAUUUUCAAAACGCUGACACUUCCACCCAAGAAUGAUAGAGAUGGUAUUUCUAACAAUAAAACGGAAAAAACAAAAAGUGAAUUGCCCCCUAUUGAAAAACCUAAAGAAAAUAAUGAGAGAAUUAAAUUAACGCUUGAAACAAGUAGACCUAUUAAGAUUAUAAAUGAGAAGAAAUCGUCAAUUGACAAUAAUGUUAUCCCUAAUUUAAAUAAUAAUAAUAAUUCAGUAAAUCAAUCACCACCUCGAACAUAUUCAGAGAGUCCUAAACAUGUCCCUGGCGAGCUUUCGUUUAAAAAGGAUAUACCAUCACCUUCUCGAUCACCAGUUCCGUUGAAAUAUUCUUAUGAUGGUGAUGAGUACAGAAAAGAAUACACGACUACAAGAAAAUAUGAUGAAGAUAGCGAUUAUUGUCAAACAAGUCCAGAGCUAAACAAUAAUGAAGCAAGAAUAAAUGAAAUGAAUCGUUAUACAAACCGAGAUGUAAUUCAUCAUGAUGAAAGUCUAAUUUAUAAUUCAUCCGUUCAUGGAGAAAGAACGAUAUAUAAUGAUGCAAAUUAUGAUCGAUCAUAUGAUUCGAGAGAUACGAGAGACAGGCUUUUUCCACAAAGAUCGUACAAUAAUAAUGACCCUAUGCCUCCAAGACGCGGUUCGUCAGUUCGUGAAAUGACGAAUCGUUUUCAGCUAAUGAACGAGGAGAGAACACCCAAUUCUCAUUCAACACGACAUACGCCAGCGCCAAUAUUGGGACGUGUUAACGAAAUUACGACACGAUUUGGUGAAAGAAGAACAACAAUACGAAAUGAAAAUCCACGUGGCGGAGAUUAUCAUUAUGAAAGUUAUAAUAUGCCGAUUGAUUACAGGAAUGAUAGAUUUGUUACCCCACAUGAUGGCAUAACACCGAUUCAUCUAUGCGAUUGUCAUAAUUGUCAAAUGGCUAGUAGCAGAGUAGCUUUAAGACAUAAUAAUCCUGCGUCAUAUAAUCCUUCAAACUUUGCAAGAAAGCAUUAUAAUAAUAGAUGA
Molecule: messenger RNA, 2538 nt
Organism: Funneliformis caledonium
Lineage: Eukaryota; Fungi; Glomeromycota; Glomeromycetes; Glomerales; Glomeraceae
Source: the annotation of a GenBank genome assembly